GCUGGGUGGAAGGCGGGACGAGACGGGACGGUGGGUGAGUUAUUAGUGCUCCCUCAGCGCUUGUUUCUCGGCGGCGGGACGUGCGGAGCGGACGCUUUCCCAAAUGACUCCUUCAGGACGACUCGCUCGCGCGGCAGCGUCGCGGGAGGCCGUCGCGCGGCGUGGCGGGACCCGGGCCGGGCUGCUGUGCUGGAGUUUAGUUUGCCUGGCGUCCGCGGCCGCAGCGCAGAGCGGAGAGACCUUGCCACCGCCAAGUCUUAACCUGUCGUUGACCGAUGGGUUUUUCCCCACCUUCUCAUGGGCACCACUACCACCGCAGUAUAAAGCGAGCAAGUGCGUUUAUGUCAUAACAAAGAACGGUGAUCCUGCUUUACAGCUCCCGGCCACGUAUGCGAGUUACACGUUUCGCGUAACGAUGGAGGGAGGACGUGUGAACUUCUCCGUUCAAAUCCGAUGUGGCGACAAAUCCAGUGCAGCGGUGGUGCGGGAAAUCGACUAUCCAGAGCUGGUGAGCCAGGUCCAGUGUCUCGUCCACUCUUCCCGGCUCAUUCGCUGCUCCUGGAGCCCCUCCAAGCACGUCCGGGACCUCGGACUCUUCCUCCUGCGGGACGAAGAGGUAGUCCCAUACGAGUGUCCUGCCUACGAGUCCAGCGAAGGCGUGAGGACCGGGUGCCGCCUGCGGGGCGGGGACUUGGGCGCCAUAUAUCUCAUGUUCAACGGGGACAGUGAGCGACACGCUCGCCAGAAACACCUUCACGACACACCCUCACAACAACGGCCUCCACCCCUUAACUGGACGGUAGCUGUAGAAACGGACAACAUCACAAUUAGCUGGCGUCCACCUGACGUGAUGGAGCCUCAUUGCUGGGGCUAUAAAAUCAAGUACACAGCGUGUGAUGAAGAACAGGUUAAAGAAGUGGGCGUUGGAGUCAAUUCAGCACAGUUGACGUAUCUCCCUCACUGUCGAUACCGCAUUUCCAUUAAAGCGACCAUCGACACCUGUGGAACAGGGGAGACCCCGUGGAGUGAGGUGAAAGAAUUCGGUAAAGAUAAGGAUCCCUAUGCCGGCUUGUACAUUGCUGCAGCUAUCGUACCAGUGAUCUGCAUCACCUUGGCUGCCCUGGCUUUAGUGUGCUUCAGAAAGCACCAGGAACAGAUCAUCCCAAAGGUUCCAUGUCCCCCAGAAUCCAUAAAAAGCAUGUUGGACAACAACAACAUGAGCACUAUCGGGAGCCUGUACACCCCGCCGAAGGAAGAGGACGAUGUCAGUAUCACUUUAGUCACAGAACGUCAGCUCUCCUAAAAUGACCCUGCUGAGAGAGCGAGAGAGAGAGCUUGCCAGAUAUUAGAAUGUUAUCGAGCCCUAAAAAGGGAAUACAAAUUAGCCGACUAUCUGUCCACUGUCUGAGAUCCAUCCACAGUCUAGCCGUUGAAAAGGGCGGACACAAAAAAUCUUGGCUACCAAAAGAGCAAAGAAUAUGUGGCAGGCGAGGUCAAGACAGAGGUGCCCCUCCUCCUAAAUUGGGAGAAAUUCCAGAACAGAAGAGAAAAAUACCAGGAGAAGUUUGAAAACCAGAUUCCAAAUGUUCUUCUCCUGGAUGAGAAGGAACAAUGGUCGCUGCUUCUAGGAGAGGGCCAAAGGUCACACAGCCUGCAGCACAAUAUGUGUCAGAACGCCAUAGCUUAAGGGUCAGUGAGCGACCAAAACACUGCCAAUUUACUGUCAGCUGCUGUUCAAGUGCUGUUCUGUGUUUCUGCCAGAUCUUACCUGUUCCUUUUUCCUUCUUUUCUUUUUUUUUUUUACAUUUGUUUAUUUUUCCAUUUUAAUUUUUUGGUAUUCUGUUGACCUGCUUCGCUGUCACCUGCUUUAGCAACAUUGUAAUUAAUGCAGCCAUGCCAAUAAAGCAUUACUAAAUUGAAAUUGAAAGAGAGAGAGAGAGAGAGAGAUGGCCAGUUCUCAUCAGCUUGAGCCUAUCAAGGAGGAGGAGGAUAUAGCCAUACCAAGCUAAUUCAUUCAACGCAACGCACUCAGGAGGCAUUUCUUUAAAAAAAAAAAAAGGUGAUGAAACCGUAGUGAAGCAAAUAUCGGUGUGCCGUCAUCUGAGCUCAAGGUGCUGCUUCCUCUUUGAAAUGUUAUUGCUGAGAUGGUUUAUUUAUUCAAUGAGUGUGUUGUUUCGGAUCUUGGCUGACCGACGUGGGCUUUAAAGGUUUUGUCGUUGUAUUUUUAUUUAGGAUUUACUCCAUGACAUCGGUCCAUCGUUCAGUGGGGAAUUGUUUUGUGCCAGUAUGAUGAUGUGACUUUUCAAACUGCAAAAUACAGAUUGCACUUUAUUUGAACCCUCCUGGGUGC
This is a messenger RNA of Lampris incognitus (smalleye Pacific opah), 2350 nucleotides long. RefSeq lists its product as uncharacterized. Gene Ontology annotation, molecular function: protein binding. NCBI's taxonomy places the organism in Eukaryota, Metazoa, Chordata, Actinopteri, Lampriformes, Lampridae. The coding region runs from base 104 to 1303 and encodes 399 amino acids. The transcript has 10 exons. The record is from RefSeq and is a predicted model, not a curated record.